AUGGACGCGGACCGAUUAGAAUAUUUUAAAAGCUCCUAGAUUAAAUUUGAAUUGAAUCGGAAGGUUAUUAGUUAUUUGAAUAAACAUCAUAUUUUCAGUUUUUUAUAUUUCUAUAUAAUAAUGUAAUUUUUUUCUUAGUCUUGUUGUUUUAUAUCUAAUUGAAAAGGUUAUCCUUACGUAGUCAACACAAAUAAAGUGUAAUAACACAUAAAUUUGAAAUGGAAGUAGUGGAAGAGACUUCUAUAGUUAAUUCUGCAGGAGAGGAAAUGAAGUCAGCUCUUGAAAUCGUGGAAACUCCUACAAUAUCAUACGAAGUAGAUGCAUGUCAAAAAUCAAAUGGAUUUGCCGAGUUGGAAAAGACCGUGCAUGGUCCAAAAGAAAACCCAACUGAAAAUUGUGUUGUUUCUGAAAUUGACAUUAUAGUUGAAAAGAAUCCCGAUGAAGUUACGCCUGAAAUCCAAAAACCCAUCAUUCCAUUAUCUGCAGGACAAGAAGCUUCAACACAGAGUACAGAAGUUAAUGUUGCCAAUAAGCAAACUGAACCUGAAAGUUAUGUAGAACUCAGCAAUAUACCAACUACAGAGUUAGAGGAAGAAAAAAUUGAAAAAGAAUUAGAAGUUGAAGUUAAUACUUCAGAAGUAAUACACAAUGACAAUGUCACAUUUGAGACAGAAAUUGUGGUUGAGACUAAUGAUAAUGAUACAGAUGUAAAUGAAGUUACUGCUGAGGAAUCAAUACAGGACACUGCAACUAACAUCUUGAGUGAACUAGGGCAUAGCCUUGAAUUGAGUGAAGCACUACGCUCUUCAGGUAACGCUGGAGAUGGUGAAAAUAAUAAUCAUGCUACAAGGCAGGAAGUGUUUAAUAAAGAAGAAUUAUUAGAUAUUUUAGAAGGUAAAGAUGUUCAACAAACAAUUAAUGAUGUUCAAUAUGAUGUUGAAUUAGAUGGUUCUGGUGUUCAAAACUUAGAAGCUCAUUUAGCUUUGCAGCAACUAUCUAGAUUAAAAAGAAAGAGAAGACAUGUUAAACUAGCAACAAAAAAAACAGUGACUAAAAAAAUUCAAAAGGAAGAUAGUAUAGUUAAUUUGUUGGUAAAAGAUUGGGAGGAUGAUGUACCCGUUGAAAGUGAACAGAUUGAGAACUUUAAGCAGGAAUGUGACAGUGUUUUGAAUACAUCAGAACAAUUACUAGAGACACAAAAGACUUGUAUAGAUUCUUCGCUUAGUGAAGGUCAGACCCCUUUAAAUAAAAGUGAAGGUGACAGUCAACCUCAAAGAAGGUUUAGUAGGGUAAUAAAGAAAAAAGUUAUAUUUGAUCCUGACAAUCCUGAUACAUAUACAAAAAGAAAGUCGGCUGUUAAAAAUAAAGAGAAGCAUCCUGAAAAACUAAAGGAAGAACCAUUAUCGAAAAAGAACACAACUGAUGAAGCCCAUAGGUCUAAAUCCAGGUCUCCUGUCUUAAAAUUACAAUGGAAGAAACCAUCGCCUAAAAAUAGCACUAAGCAAAAUAGGAGAUUGACAGAGGUUGAUAAAUUGCUAAUGGAUGAAGGUGCAGUCAAUAUGAUAUAUCAACUGACACCUGAAGCUCCUAAGGGUAAGAAAAAUAUGAAAACCAAAGCAGAAUUUAUAAAGAAAAUACAGAGUUCUACACCAGAAAGCAAAGAAAUGAAGUUUAGAGAGAGAAAAAAGGAGACUGGUAGAUGUGAUGAAGGAGAAGCUAAAAAAAUUCUGGGAGGCAAACACAGGACAUCAUUGAAUAGUUCUGUUAAAUCACCAUCUUGUGAAGAUUUUGAAACACACAGUGCUGAUGAUUCUAUAAUUUACCGUCGUCAUUCAUCCAGUUCUUAUUCCAGCACAUGUAUGAGUCCACGAAGGCUGAGUGAUGUGGAAGGUGCCAAUCAAAUUGCUCAAAGCAAAAUAUUAGAAAAUCAAAAUCAAAAUGACAAUGAAAGUGUACAGGGUGCAGCACUUGGAGAAGUGUUUAUGUCAGAUGUUAAAAAAUUGCCUAGUAGUGAAAUUAUUAACAAGGAUGAUUGUUUAUCACUAAAAGAAAAAUUAAAUUCUAAAUUAUCACUUGCAUUGAAUAAGAGAAAACGUGAAAAGUCCAGAAUAGAAAAAUCAAUGAAACAGGCUAAAGUAAAUAAAAUAGAAGAAAAAACAAAAAUAAAAGACCAUUUUGUCACAUUAAAAUUUUUAUCACUUACUUUUGACCAAAGAGUCGCUGAGAUAUGCAUCAAAAGAUCAGGAUCCAAAUGUUGUAUUGAGGUGCUAAAUGAUUUAGUAAAGGCUUUUUCAUAUGUGGACACAAGGAAAGAUGUAUCUGUUACAUUGUUAACAUCUGAAUGUGGUACAUUGUGCUCACAGUUAAACUUAAUACCGUUGUUGGAUGACAAUUCAGAGAAGAGGACGGCUUCUGCAUAUGAGCUUGCUGAAUCUAUCAGGUUAUUCUUGAGUACUGUGGUGCAGCACAGUAAACUGGUGUGUGCGGGGGUAUGGGGUGCAUGUUCCGGUGUAGCUCUUGCACUGUUAGCAUUAAGUGAUGUAGUGAUUGCUUCAGAACGCGCCAAGUUUUCUCUUACUGACUCAAGAAUAGUUGCAGCACCCCUUUCGCCUGGUGCCGCAGUGUUAUCUACAUCAUGUCAUUCAUUAUCACAGUCAUUGGUAAAGGAUUUGGUUAUAUUUGAACGUCAACUGUCUGCCUCUGAUGCCUUACAUGGUGGCUUAGUGAGCCGCGUUCUAUGGCCGGAGAGAUUUCAUAUACAAUUACGUAGUAUCGUCAAAGAUAUUGCAAGUCAACCUCCAACGACUCUUUUGCUUAAGAAAAAGUUAAUAAAUUUGAGAAGUGAUUCUGACACCACAGUCCUGUCGUGCUUGGAGAAGGAACGGGACCUGUUUUUUGAAUAUUGGACUUCUUCUGAGGGACAGGAAUUGCUGAAAGGAGCACUUGCUACUACAUAAAAUAUAAACUAUUAUCACGUGACAUCACGUCUGAUGAUAUAAUCUUAAUGGUGACUCAUAAAUUAUCAUAUUCACAUAAGAAUCGUUCAAGAAUUAUGAAAAAUUACGAAUCAUCAAAAAAUAGGAAACCUUUACAAUAAUUAUCAUGACUAGUUAGGAUUCAGUUGGUGAAUUUUAUUUAGGAUUACUCUUGGAUCACGCAAUUUACCCAUCGUAUUAAAUUGCGAUUAACUUUUUAUUAUGUGAUUUAUCAAUGUUUAUUAUUUAUAAUGCCUCGUCACGAACUAGAAUGUAUGCGUAAUUGGAUCUUAAGAUUUUGAUGCAUUUGAAAUUUAUAACAAUUCUGUUAUAAAUUCCAAAUUGAUUACAUUUAUUAUUCUGAGUUGACUCCUGUCUUACUUAAUUAUGUUUUUUUAAUAUUAUAAACACAAUAUUUUGUUAGAAUGGAUGGAUGUUUGGGAUCAUGCAAAAUCUAUGGG
This is a messenger RNA of Achroia grisella, 3436 nucleotides long. RefSeq lists its product as uncharacterized. The record is from RefSeq and is a predicted model, not a curated record. Lineage: Eukaryota; Metazoa; Arthropoda; Insecta; Lepidoptera; Pyralidae. The transcript has 6 exons. The coding region runs from base 219 to 2957 and encodes 912 amino acids.